CCCAUUAAAGAUGUGAACCAUAGGACAGUACUUUACCUGCUUUCCAUUGUUAAGAUGCACGAAUGAGCAAUAUUUCCUAUACGGAGCUCUAGGACACUGCGGCGCACAGGUUCACAAACACUUCUACAACGCCGCCGAAAUGGCCCAAAGCUUGCGGCAACUGCCGUGUCACCAGGCGCGACCAACUGCAACAGCCGCGAUUAGUCUCCUGCAGCUCCGACGCUCUGGCGCACUCAGUCGCUGUGCGGUCGUCCCCGCGCUAGGGGUUCUUCGGGACCGCUACUUACAUCGUCACAAAGGGGCAACGAAGCCUCUAGGCGCAGCUCAGGAGGACGCGCCACGGCAUGGAAGUCGCAAUGACAACGCGUCCGAGGCGAAACUCCGGCAAGUUCCAGAAGGAAUGCUGUCGCGAGAAGAAGAUAUCGAAGACGCCAACCCUAGUACCGGCGACUUCUCUGCGAUUGGGGCUUCAGCCUCUGAAACGCGGACAUCUGCUGCAACACAACCACACUGUGUCCCCGACUGCAUCCUCGCACGGGAGGAGGAAGAUGACGGACCGCAUGACGGGCCCUAUCCUCCCGACCUGCGUGUACUGCCGGGGGGAAUGCUGUCACGCGAAGAGGAGGAGGAGGAGGUGGCCGGCAGCGGCUUUCAGGCAGGCCAGCAGGCCGGCGCCGAGGCAAAUGGGCCCGGCAGUGCGAGCCCGCCGCAGCGGCCAGUGGUUGCGGCCGCCAACGUCGCUGCCACGCUGCUUAGCGACACCGCUACAGCAGGCACUUCCGUGGCCACAGGUGACGAUGCAGCAGCGACCAAGCCGUCGUCAUCGCCUCGCGCGGCCCCUGCACCCGCCGCCGCACCUCCUGCGCAGUUCAACUGGUUCCAGCAGUGGUACCCCGUGGCUCCGCUGGCCUCCCUGGACCCCUCACGUCCGCACCCCUUCACCUUGCUGGGUCAGGAGCUGGUGCUGUGGCGGGACGGCACGGGCAGGUGGCGCGCCUUUCAGGACGCCUGCCCACACCGGCUGGCCCCCCUGUCCGAGGGUCGGGUGGAGGCGGACGGCUCGCUGCUGUGCGCCUACCACGGCUGGCGCUUCGACGGCAGCGGCGCUUGCACCGCCAUACCCUCCUGCAGAGACGCUGAUGCACUGCGCCGCGCCACCGGCAACCCCCGCAGCUGUGCAGUGGCCUACCCCACCCUGGAGCGCGGCGGGCUGCUGUGGGUGUGGGGCGAGGGAGGCCCGGCAGCGGCAGCAGCCAGCGCGGCCAAGCAGCCGGCACUGCCGCCCGAGCUCAAUGAGGACGGCAGCGGCGCCCCGGGGGUGCGGGCGCCCGGGUGGACCUUCAGGGACCUGCCGUACGGCCACGUGUACUUCAUUGAGAACGUGGUGGACCCGGCGCACGUCCCCGUCAGCCACCACAAAGUUGCGGGCGAUCGAUACAACGAUGUGAAGCCAUUUGACAUGGAGCUCAGUCGGCCGGUGACCCUGGAGGGGGGAUUCCAGGUGCGUUACGCUGACUCCUGGCGCAAGGACGUGCGGGAGGCGCUGACGGGCUUCACGCCGCCCGGCUGCAUCCGCAUCGAGCAGCGCCACUUCAGCGGCGGCACCACCCUGCUGGUGCUGUACAGCACCCCCACGCGGCCGGGGUGGACGCGGCACAUGGGGCAGCAGCUGCUGGUCGAGGCCCCCGGCGGCGCCCGCGGUUCCGGCAUCUCCUUCUUCGGCGCGCCCAUUCCCUCCUGGCUGCUGCACACCCUGGCAGCCGUGUUCCUGCACCAGGAUAUGGUGUUCCUGCACCACCAGGAGCGAACCGUGGCGAGGCAGCAGCAGCAGCGGGCAGCGGCGGCGGCAGCGGAGACUGCUCGAGCGGGUGGCAGUACGGCGGCGGUGGGCAACAUCAGCGGCCUGCCCCCUCCCAAGUACUACAUGCCAACAUCCGUUGACAGUGGCGUGGUGGCGUGGCGCCAGUGGCUCUCCACGUACGGUGGCGGCGACGUGUCGUACGCACCUGGCACCCCGCCGCUGAGUCCCCGCGAGUCCGACCCCGCCAAACUCUUCGACACCUGGAACACGCACACGCGGCAGUGCGCCAUCUGCAUGCGCGCGCUGCAGCGCAUCCGGGCGCUGCGGCUGGUGGCGGCGCUGGCGGGCGGCCUCGCUGUUGUGCUGGCCACUGCAGCCGCCGCGGCGCGUGCUGCUGCGGUUGCUGCGGCAGCGGCGGCGGCGGCGGGAGAAGCGAGCGGGUCGCUGUUCGCGGCAGUUGUGCGGGGGUUCCUGUGCCGGGAGGUGCUGGUGGCGGGGGCGGUGGCGGCGGUGGCGGCGCUGGUGUGGUGGGUUGCGGGCAAGUUGGAGCGCAUGAUGCAUGUGUACGAGUAUUCGCAUGCGGAUAACAACUAGCGGAGAGGGGAAAGUGCAACUUAGUGAGAUGCAUACAUGAGAGCAAGUUGACAGGAGAGGGCAUGACAUGAGCGUGGUGCAGAGAGGAAAGGAGUGCGAGUUGAAGUGACCGUUAGUGUGGUCACGGAUAAAGCAAUUUUACCUUGCAGUAAGUCUGUGCCCGAACAGGACGUCCAGGUUUUGCCUGACGUCGAUUUCCUUGCUGAUAUCAAUGCGAGUGGCCACGGGCAUGAGCUGUGUAGCUGUUUCCCUCAGUUCCUUAACCUCGGCGCAUUACAGUUACAUAUUGAACGUAUGUUGCUUUACCAGCCAGGGAGCCCACGGCCACUACCGGUAUAUGCAACGAAGCCAGUCCUGUUCGGGGCCCCUUAUAUGGCGCCGCAUUGGGCUCCCACCCAGGGAUAAGGUCACUAGCCAGAGUUUCGGUGCUUCGACUGGUAGAAGUGUUUCUCAUGCAGUUGUGGCUGAAUGAUAUGCUCGCUGAUAUGAGCUCGGCUUGGGGAGGCAUCCUCACAAGCUAUUGCAAAACGCUGCUAGACAUGGAGGCCUGGAAGAGAAAGGCUAUAGUCGUAAGCAGGGAUACAUGAAUAACAAAAUGGUCUGUGCAGCUGGGUAGAUGACCAAAUGCAUAUCUUGAGCCUCUUGAGGAGUUGUCACUAGCAGUUACUGGCCGCGCUGAUGUAGGGAUGCUGGCGUCCCAUGGGUCGGUAGGUGGUGAGGGUUAACAAAGAGGCUACCGUAUUGCCCAAAAUUUAAUUGACAAAAAUAAAAUGUUUUGGGUUUUGUCAAAUGGGGCAAAAAUGUUUUUUGCCAUGUCAAAUGGGGCUGGAAAUUCGCUGGCAAGGUGUCAAAUGGGGGCAAAAUAUUCCGCCUGGGGUGACUGCAG
Astrephomene gubernaculifera is the source of this 3281-nucleotide messenger RNA. The record is from the annotation of a GenBank genome assembly. NCBI's taxonomy places the organism in Eukaryota, Viridiplantae, Chlorophyta, Chlorophyceae, Chlamydomonadales, Astrephomenaceae.